GCGCGGGUCGCGGCUGCGGUGCCGUCGGUGGCGAGGGAUGGAUCAGUGAAAAAUGGCUGGUGCCAGCGACUGGUUUAGCAUCGGAAGCACGGUGGUAUGUAAGACAUGUCACGAGCAGGAAAUCGAGGGCGAGGUGUUGGCCUUCGACCCACAGACAAAAAUGCUGAUACUCAAAUGUCCAUCGACGAGUGGUAGAUCCUCGUUAAACGAUGUACAUGUAGUAAAUUUAUCUCUCGUGUCCAAUGUUCAAGUGAUACGAGAAGUUAGCGCAACUACAAACGAACCACCACAGAGCCUUAAUUUACAAAGGCUAAACACGCGAGUCCGCAACCAGAUCGAAGAGAAGAAAAGGUUGGUUAUGGCUCUGCAGGCCGGAGUAUCUCCAGAAGGACAGAAAUUAUUUAUCGCAAUUUCAAAGACUAUCCAAGACAUUACGUGGAACGGAGCGAAUAUCGUUGUAUUUGAUAAUGUCACUAUUAGACCACCGUACAAAGUCGACAACGUUCACGGGAACGCAGAGUCUGGGGCGUAUAGACAUGUAAAAAAAGUGGUUGAGAAACACAUUAAAGAUACAGCGCAAGCUCAACAACAACGAGAAUUGCAACAGCAAACGCAAAAGGGAGCCGAGCUACAAUAAAGGUCCAAAAAGGCACUAUACUACAUCGCAGAGCGCUAAGACACACACAUUGAAGAAGCUCCAUUUGACCAGAGAUAGGAGGGGACAAGUUAACGAGACACUGAGCGGAAGACCGUGGCAGCGCGACUAGGCAGGCGCGCCUAUAGCGAAAAAUCGGAUAUCUUCGAGCGAACUCUCUCCAGCUGCUUGUUCGGAUGAAAAAAAAAGAGAAAGAGCAGACAGAACAAGAUAUAAAGUGCAGACUUCAACACAGAAAUUUCGCAUUCUGACCCGAGUAUUGUUAAUAGUAUCGCAUGUGCAGCAUUUUAUAAAAUACAGUCGGACGUACAAUUCGUGAUUAUUAGUCGCCAGCCUAGAAAUUUCACUGCGAGCGAGCGAGCGGCAGUCGAUUGCUGCGAGUGAACGGAAUCAUACUCGUUGAGAGCUAACUCUACCAGCGCUGGUUACUAUGAUGUACACGAAAUUGCGCCGUCACUCUUCGUCGAAAUACGUUUUAGCAGAGUGAUUUAUAAGACCGACUUCCUCCGAUUAAGCCCGUAUGAAACGGCUCGAGCUUUUACGCGCAGCGUCCGAGUACAAAGACGCGUCGCCAAGUCGGGACAAGACGCGCGGCCACCGACUUCCGCGAGGACGUUCCUACCAAGGUCUGGAGUAAGCGCCUUCGGCCCGAGUCUAAGAUCCGUUCAAAGAAUCCAGACGCGGCCUCAGGCUCCUCGACGUCGGUUGGAACGGACGUUGAGGCGCGACGCGCUUGAUUGCAAGGUCGUCACCUUUGUUUUGUAUCCACGCCGCGACUCGGCCAGAGACGCGGUGAACCUCCUCGACGGGUCGGUCGGCGGGUGCAUCUCUUGUCCCAAUUUCGCGAACGACUCUAGUUUUACAAUCACGGCGACCCCCGUCCCCGUUCUCAGGUGCGCGUCGCGUGCAACCGCGAACUCCUGCUUUUCAGAGAAAUUGACCGAUCACGAAAACAUUGACUGAGCACCAUGCGAUCUAUCAUUUUCAUGGCACGAGGCGCCUUCAGCCUCACGUGCGAUUACCGCCGCGCUCCCCGCUGCCCCUUGCGUACGCCGAGCCGCAGGAAUGUAAUUUAAGAAGGCCGCGAUACCUCGACUCGCGCAAGGACGAGCGCCGCUUUGUAUCGCAUCUCGCGAGCGGGAAGGGGAUUUCGCUCACUCUGUUAAGGGCCGGUUGUUCCAACUUCUUGGUAAGUUAACUGAUGGUUAAAUCAUAUGUUUGUCUUUGUUUUUCCUUCAACUUAGGCAAAGACAGACGUAUGAUUCAACUACCAGUUAACUUGCCAAGGAAUUGGAACAACCUGCCCUAAGCCCAGGAAGAAGUCGCUUCCCGUUUAAUGGAGUGAGCGAAGACUGUUCUUCACGUCGACGACGCAUCCCUUCUCUGCCCAUCACCGGUCCGAGGAACAGCUGAUGUUGUCCGACCAACGCAGUGUGCUAGCUCGAACGACACAGCCACAGUAGGUACAGGCCACUAGGAAUCGUCCGAAUCGGAGAAGAAAGGAGCCUCUUCCGAAUCGAUGCGCAGAAAUCGUUCCUUUCUUCGAGAAGAUAUCAAAGAUUAGUCGGUGUAAGAUGUUGAUUAUGGAAUCGGCCAGUGCGCCUUUGCCGAGCCAGGUGAUGCCGCGGCACUCGUGGUGCUCAUGCGAUUCCAUAUUAACUAUUCCUUCUUCUUUUUCAUGUAUACCCAGUGGCACACACUGGGAAUAGAUGAAGUCCGAGGAGUCCCUGGACACGUCCUCGUGUGGUGCCGUCGUUCUCGCAGAGAAAAAAAGAAAGAAAAAGAAAGACCCAAACUCGUCUCGUGCCCUUUUACCAUACGAACGGGGAGAUUCCGAGAUUGCGAAGGGAGAACAAGAGCGCGGGAGAUUGUAAGAAGAAUUAUACGAGAAAAGACAUAAAUAAAUGUAAUAUAAAUUCUGUA
Messenger RNA from Harpegnathos saltator (Jerdon's jumping ant), 2578 nucleotides. Its product is annotated as protein LSM12 homolog A. NCBI's taxonomy places the organism in Eukaryota, Metazoa, Arthropoda, Insecta, Hymenoptera, Formicidae. The coding region runs from base 53 to 637 and encodes 194 amino acids. The record is from RefSeq and is a predicted model, not a curated record. Gene Ontology annotation, molecular function: RNA binding. The transcript is spliced from 3 exons.